AGCAGCUGUGAACUGUCAAGUGUCAUAAAAUACAUAUGUGAAUUAAAUUGUAAAACUGAGCUUUAAAACAUUGAAAAUAAUGCAAAAUAUGUAAAAUUAAACUAAGGGAUAAGACAAAAUGGUUCAAAUAAGAAAUGCUGCUGUUGCUUACAAGACUCUAAAUGGACUCAUUUGUGUUUACAAACCUUCCUGUGUAUCCGUGCGGCAAGUGCAGCAUAUUAUUGUCACACAUUUGUGUCGAGAACUAAAUGAUUUACCAGGCAGGCCUCUGGAGAAAAGAGUUGAGAUAGUAGGCCCAACAAAUGCCCCCAUGGAAGUAAAAUUGGUGCCAAAUUAUGCUGAUGAUCCCUUAGUCUGUGGUCCCAGAUACAUACAUGAAGACAUCCGGUGCAGCUGGGCUACACAUUUAGGCUUAUUCAGCAGUGGGGUGCUGUUAUUAGGCAUAAAUGAUGGAACUAAACUAACAUACUUGCUGAACACAGCUAGGCCUACUAGAGCUUUUAAAGUACAUGGCCAGUUAGGUAAAGGAACAGACACCUAUUUCUGGAACGGGAAAACAGUUGAGAGGGCAUCAUUUGGCCAUGUUACCCGUGCAAAGAUUGACAGAGUUGUUGCUCACAUACAAGCUGCUCAUCAGAAAACUAUGUAUGAGUUAUCAGGCCUGCACAUGGACUCUCAAACAACAUAUGAUAUUGCAUCAGAAGGUUUGCUGAGGCCCGCCAACAGUAAACUUCCAGUUAUUUAUGGAAUUAAAUGUGUACAUUUUGAUCCGCCAAACUUCACUUUAGAAAUACAGUCAGUAAAUGAAUAUGAUAAAUAUCUGUGGACCCUAGUUCAUGAUCUGGGAGUUCAGCUGAAGACAGUAGCACAUUGCACAGCUGUGCAGUGCAUCAGGCAAGGCAAGUUUACCCUUCCGCUCGCGCUAUUGAGGAAACAUUGGCAGAUGGAACAUCUUUUAAACAAUAUGGAUCAAUGUAGGCAGAUACUAGAAGAUAAUGAGAAUUUAUUGAGACCCAAAUCAGCACAAUUAACUAUUUAAAUAUAAAACAUCAGAAAAAUAAAAUAAAGACAACUUUUAUACAAAAA
Pararge aegeria (speckled wood butterfly) is the source of this 1086-nucleotide messenger RNA. RefSeq names its product mitochondrial mRNA pseudouridine synthase Trub2. Gene Ontology annotation, biological process: pseudouridine synthesis; RNA processing. Gene Ontology annotation, molecular function: pseudouridine synthase activity; RNA binding. The coding region runs from base 119 to 1039 and encodes 306 amino acids. The transcript has 5 exons. Lineage: Eukaryota; Metazoa; Arthropoda; Insecta; Lepidoptera; Nymphalidae. The record is from RefSeq and is a predicted model, not a curated record.